Saprolegnia parasitica CBS 223.65 is the source of this 1236-nucleotide messenger RNA. RefSeq lists its product as hypothetical. Gene Ontology annotation, molecular function: hydrolase activity. The transcript has 5 exons. Bases 1 to 1236 code for a protein of 411 amino acids. Lineage: Eukaryota; Oomycota; Saprolegniomycetes; Saprolegniales; Saprolegniaceae. The record is from RefSeq and is a predicted model, not a curated record.
AUGGUGGUCCCGACGCCCGUGACGCCCGCAUUUACCGCCGAGUUUUUCGACCAGCUCACGCAGCUGCGCCGCCACUUUCACCAGCACGCCGAAGUGACAUGGCAGGAGGUCGCGACACAGGCGACGAUCAAAGACUACCUGCUCACACACGCGCAAAUUCCCGCCGACAACAUCCACGUGUGCGCGACGACCGGGCUCGUUGUCAACAUCUUUGGCCCGACGUCCGACGACGGCGCCACCGACGGCAGCCUCCGCUGCGUGGCCUUUCGCGGGGACAUGGACGCGUUGCCGAUGACCGAGCAGAACCCGCACCUGCCGUACGCCUCUGUGCAUGCCGGUGCGGCACACAUGUGCGGCCACGACGGCCACAUGGCGUCGCUCGUGGGAUUUGCGAUCUUCAUGCAGCGCGCCCGCCUCUCGCUGCCGCUAAACACGUGCGUGCGUCUCCUCUUCCAGCCGGCCGAAGAAGGCGGGUUUGGCGCGGUCAAGAUGAUUGAAGACGGGUGCUUGGACGGCGUCGACGAGCCAGGCGCGCUCCUUGCGCACUCGUGCCGGUUUGAGAUCACGCUGCGAGGGCCCGGCGGCCACGGGUCGGCGCCCCACCACACGACCGACCCGGUCGUUGCCGCGGGCCACGUCAUCGUCGCGAUGCAGUCGAUCGUGAGCCGGAGCCUCCCGGCGCAAGAGAACGCGAUCGUGUCGAUCACUCAAGUGCACGGCGGUGAGGCCGACAACGUCAUUCCGUCCAGCGUGCGGCUCUCGGGUACCCUCCGCGACUUCAACCCGGACGUUGCGACGGUCGUGCACGCGCGCAUGCGUAGCAUCGUGACGCACGUUGCGGCGGCUCACGAUGUCACGGGCGAGAUUGCUUUUGACGACGGGUACCCGGUCACGAUGAACCAUGCGGCGCAGACCGACGUGGUGGUGGAGGUGGCCUCCGACAUUGUUGGCGCCGCGCGUGUCACGUCGACGGGGCUCCCGGUCUCGGGCUCGGAGGAUUUUUCGUACUACUUGCAGAAAAUUCCCGGAGCCUUUUACUUUGUCGGCACCAAGCCGCUGCACGACGUGGACGGCGCACAGAACCGCAACUGCCACAGCGACACGUUUGACUUUAACGACGACGCGCUCCCGCUCACUGUCCGCCUCUUCCUCGAGAUUGCGCAGCACCGGUUCCAAUGCGCGCUCUUUACAAAGGAAGAGCUGGACGCGAUCUACACGGCCCCGGCCUCCUUGUGA